Molecule: messenger RNA, 540 nt
Organism: Neomonachus schauinslandi (Hawaiian monk seal)
Lineage: Eukaryota; Metazoa; Chordata; Mammalia; Carnivora; Phocidae
Product: akirin-1-like
Exons: 1
Coding region: 1-540 (179 amino acids)
Biological process (GO): negative regulation of skeletal muscle satellite cell proliferation; positive regulation of macrophage chemotaxis; positive regulation of myoblast differentiation
Cellular component (GO): nucleus; chromatin
Molecular function (GO): transcription coregulator activity
Source: RefSeq, a predicted model, not a curated record
AUGGUGUGUGGGGAGACAUUGAAAGAGCCCAGGGAGUUCGAGCCCAGGCUGUGGAGUCCUGCUUCCCCAAAGUGGCGGUGCUGCACCCCUCUGCCCAGCCCCACUCCAGGUCAGGCCCCCCGGACACAGAGAUGCCACUGCUUCUCCAGAGCAGACCCCACCACCAACGCUGCAGCACCCCACCCUGCCCCACAACAAUCAUGCCUUCCAACACUAGAACAAACUGUUCAGAACAUAAAACAAGAAUAUAGUCCUUAUCAGAGGUGGAGACAUUUAGAAGCUGUUCUGAAUCAGAGUGAAGCUUGUACUUCGGAAAGUCAGCCUCAUUCCUCAGCACUCACAGCCCCUAGUUCUCCAGGUUCCUCCGGGAUGAAGAAGGACCAGCCCUCUUUUCCCCUCCAACAAGUCAGAAUAAUAUGUGAGCAUGUCUUAAAAGACUAUGAAGAGAAAAUUCGGGAGGAGUAUGAGCAAAUGCUCAACACCAAACUAGCAAAACAAUAUGAACCUCUUGUGAAAUGCACAUAUGAUCAGAUUAUGUGA